Molecule: messenger RNA, 1922 nt
Organism: Prorocentrum cordatum
Lineage: Eukaryota; Dinophyceae; Prorocentrales; Prorocentraceae
Source: the annotation of a GenBank genome assembly
GUGGUGUUGAUGAUGACCGGGAGGAGCGAAGACUGGGGGAUGGAGGGCAGACGGGGUUGCUCCCGCUGUGUGUGCAGGGGGGGGGCGACGGCCACGAGUUCCUUGUCCGAGCGCGCUGCCAUCGACACCCCUCGCCCUCGUGCCGGCUGAAAACGAGGCGGCCGCGGGGUGCUCCCCCGCCGCACCUGCCUGGGCCGCCACGGCGCGAGCCCCGGCCGGGCCAUGCCGAGCCGCGCGCCUCUGACCGCCAAGGCUGCCGCCAAAGCGCGGGCGCGGACACGCGGCAAGGGCCAGACGGGCAAGGCGGCGCCGGGAAGGGCAAAGGCCGCGGCAGCGGCGCCCAAGGCCAAGGCCGCGCCGAAGCCCGCCGCGAGGGUCGCGGCGCCAAAGUCCACGGCCGCGGCCGCGGCGGCGCCCGCGUCGCGGGCGCGCGGGGGCGGCACGAAGAGGACGUCGCAGGUUGCCGCCGAGGAUGCGUGCGGGGUUCCGGACACCUUCGGCGGCUUCGUCCGGGGCAAGGAGCUGGGGCGAGGUGCCUUCGCCGUGGUGUACGCCUGCGAGCGCAAGAGCGAUGCUGCCAAGUUCGCUGCCAAGGCGGUGGACCUGCGCCAGCUGCGCCUCUUCGUCAACGUGGGCCGCGAGGUGAAGAAGCUCCGGCGCGAAGCGAGCGUGCUUCAGCAGCUUCCGCCACAUCCCAACCUCGUGAAGUUCGUGGACGUCAUCCAGGAGGGCCACUGGCUCUUCUUCUUGCUCGAGCUCGUCGACAGGGGCAACCUGCUGCAGGCGAUCGUCAGGCGGCCUCCCGGGCGGACUGGGAGGCUGAAGUUCAGGGAGUCGGAGGCAUGCCACGUCUUCAGGCAGUUGGUGGACGGCCUCAAGGUGUUGCACAGCAAGGGCAUCGUGCACAGGGACCUCAAGCUCGAGAACGUGCUCGUUGUCCGGGAGCGGUCCGUCGGACCCGAUCUCCUGCUCGACGUCAAGAUCGCGGACUUCGGGCUGUCCAAGGUCGUCGGGGAGGGCGUGAGCGAGGCGCGCUCCACGGUGGGCUCCCCUCGCUACAUGGCGCCCGAGGUGAUCGCCAAGGGCUCCCACGACUUCCGGGCGGACCUCUGGAGCUUGGGAGUCCUCGCCCACGUGCUGCUCGACGGCCGCUUCCCGUGCGACGGGGCGUCGGCGAAGGUGCCCCAGGAGAGGCUGGACGAGGCCAUCGGCCGGCUGCCCGUGGGCCGGGACGCGCAGGACGUCGUGCGGGGCCUCCUGCAGCUGGAGCCGCCCCGCCGCCUCACGAUCCUGCAGCUGUGCGGGCACCCGUGGCUCACCGGCGGUGGGCGGGGGAGCACGGACAAGCGCCUGGUGGUCGAGGCCGAGGGCGCCGCGGCCGCCGCGCCCGGUGCCGCGGGGGCGCGCGAGGGCCGCCCGAGGGGCGGCGGCAGCGCCGACCGGGGCGCCAAGCGGCUCCGGGCGUCCUCGGCCGCCCCGGACGGGGGCGGCUUCUUCGGGCGCGAGGAGGAGGCGGCGGUGGACGACGCCAUCCUGGGCUUCCGGGGGGCCGGCAAGGCGCUGCUGGACUUCAGCCCCGGGAAGUAACGCGGGCGCGCCAGGCCGCCGCCGCGGGCCCGGCGCGCCGAGGCUGCCGCCCGGCCAUGCUCUGAGGGGGGUCGCCGCGCUCCCCUCGCCAUGCUGCCUCUCUGUCGGCUUCCCGCCGGCGCUGCCACCUGGCCACGCCGAGGGCCUUCUCGUGCCCUCCCUUGCGCCCCCAGGUCGUCCCCGCUCUCCUGCCCUCCCUUCUCGCCCCGCCCUCCCUCGCCGGGAGCUCCCCUCUUCGUCGCGCCCUCGGCCGCCCCUCACAGGCUGCGGAGCAGGGGCGGCUUCGGGCCGCCUGUGGCAGCUCGCUCGCGGGCCGCCCAAUUAGUCAGGAGGAA